AUGGUACGAGACUCUAAAAAGAAAAAGAAUUUAAGGAGGAAGGCUAAAAAGCAACAACAGAAAAAUACAGGACAUACCAACGAUGAAUCCCAAUCUUCUGUGGACGCAGCUACUCAAGAACUCGUAGAUUCUUCAGAAACACAAGAUGUUGAAGACAACGAACAAAAUACUUCUAUAGUUGAGGAAAGUGUAACUAAUGAUAAUACUACACCAACUAUCCCUUCAAAUACUGAAAACGAUAUCACAGAAGAAACUGUGACCAUCGAUGGACAAUGCAAUUCAAAUGAUAAUGAAAUACCUACUACAGCUGUUGACAAUACGGAACUAGAAAAUAAUGAUGAUGAUGGCGGCGACAUUAAUUCUCCUGAAGAAACCCACCAAGAAAUAUCAAUAUCAACAGAUUCAAAACCAUCCAUUGCAAUUACCAACCUCGAAAAAAUUGAACAUAAUAUCAACAAAGAUCUUCCAAUUGCAACAAACAAUUCAGCUGACACAACUCCAGUCAGUCAUAAUACUGAAUCAAUCUUAGAAAAUGAUAAACAAACUAGCAUUAAUGAUUUGGAAACUGUUGAGACUCUAGAUGGAGGUGACUCAGAAGAAAGUAAGGCUAUUAGAUCCACGACGUUGAUUUUAAAUGAGGAGGACACCAAUGAAACUACAGGUGUUACUGAAAGUGUAGAGAAAGGCACUGUCGACGUCUCAUAUCAGACAAUAAAUGAAGAUAAUAAGAUUGAUAGUCAGUCUACUUAUUCCAAUAAUAUAAUAUUGAACAACGACCCUUCUGAGAUUGGUGAAAGCGUGUCUAUGUCAUUGCCAAAUGAUGUUAAUUCCAAUAAUGUUAAAUUAGAUGACGAUGCUGAUAUAUAUUCCAAAAAGGAAGUAGUUCAAGAAAUAGAAACCUUUGAAAUUAAAGAAAAUGAAACUGAAGGUAAAAUGAACGAUUUCGAUGAGAUGUUUGGAACCACUAAUGAUCAUGAUACACCAGACUGGUUAAAUGGCAAUAAUACAGUUGAAUCAAGCAACGUUGCGUCAAUUGAAUCACCUAGUGUUAAAGAAAAUGAUAUUAAGCAACAAGAUCGUAUCGAUUUCGAAGAUAGUAUUACAACUAAUCGUGAAAAUGACAGCAAUGAGAAUAAAGGGGACGAUUUCUUCUCUUCACUAAGGACAGCUGAUCAUCAUUCUUUACAGAAUCCAUUCAUUUCGGAGCAACAAGAGCCUGUUUCAACUAUCGAUAAUAUUACUAAAGUCGAUAAUGAUAUUGUUUCAGACACUGUGGCUACUGAGAUACCUCCCAAAGUCAAUGACAAUAUUUCUGACCCCGUUGAAGAACUAUUUUCAAACACAAAUAAAAUUGAAAAGUUACCUUGGGAAACAGAAUCUAUGGAAGGAAAUAAUGAGGCUGAAGAAGCCAAAUUUGACGAUAACAAUGAGGUUGUAAAUACAGAAAAUAAAAAGGAAAAUAAUGAGGUUUUAAAUAAACAGAAUAAUUUUGAUUUCUUGGAUAAUGAUGAUGAUUUAUUAGACGAUUCAACGGAAGAGUCUGACAGUUAUCUAGAAAAUGAUGAUAAUGAACAAUCUAACUUUUUGGAUUCAGCUAUUAACGCUCCAAUUCCUGAGCUUAGGAAGGAAUUACCAUCGAAUUCGAUUCUAUUGGGAAAGAGUGAGAGCAUGAAGUAUAGUCCAACACAGUCACCUAUUGCUAAAACUUCACCAUUAGAAACAGAAUCUCCUGGAUUUCAACGCUCCAGGUAUGAGCCAAGUUCAACACCGGUACAACUAAUUAGUGAUUCAAUUCCAAAGUCGGUCAAAAAAUCAAGUUCUAAGAGUGUGCAACCAAAAAUAUUCAGCACAUCGAAUGAAUCAACUGGUAUUUUGACACCUCAACUGUUAACAAAUAACGGUCCUAAAUUAAACUCUGCUAAAACUAUUGAUUCUAGUAAACAGAUUGAAGUUGCACAAUCACUUAAAAAGGAAAAACUAAAAUCUGAUGCUUAUGAUUUCCCAAUUAGCAUGGUUUUACAACCGGUUAAAAAAGAACAUGCUAAACCGGUUGCAAUUCCAAAAUCCAAUAUUCCUGUAAAUGACCUUCAAACACAAUCGCCAGUUCCAACUUUACCAACUGCAUCAUCAAUUAUAAACAAUACUAAUAUUAAUAUCCCAGUUAAUCCCUACGCUUCGAUACCAACACAAUCAAAAACACCAGUUAAUGCAAUAGCCAUUGAUAUGUACUCCCCUUCUACUGGGCCUACAAAAUCCCCACUACCAUCUAAGAAUACUCAGCAAAUACAGACGCCAUAUGAUGCUAGUUCAAAUACUGAUAAUUCAUCUAUUCCUGUUUCAACUGAUAGAUAUGCUCCAAUGUCGAACAUAAGUUCAAAAUCUCCACAUCCGCCUGUGAGAUCACGUAAAAGUAGUCCAGUAGCUCCUGUGAAUAACUCAUAUAUUUCCCCGUCUCUAAUUCCAAACAAGUUAAAUGGUAGUAUCGAUAACAAGAUCAAUGCUUCUCUAAAACCAAUCCCCUUAGUUCAGCCUGCAAACGCAAAUAUUUCACCAAAUGAAAACUACGGUAUUCCUGCUCCAUAUCUAAAGAGUCCAUCUUUGCCAGAACCACCUAUAUCUUUGGAUAAUGGAACUAAACUACGUAAUCCAUUACCAAUCUCUCAAAGAAAGAAAUCUUCUAGUCAUGCCAUAAAAGCAGAUAUGGCAGCUGUGUCAUUACUUCAAACUUUAAGUAAAGAAGCACCUCCAAUACCAAUUGUUCCAAGAGAUCCUUUAAUCAAAAACGCAGAAUCCGAAAAAAUCACAGCAAAUUCUAACUAUAUUUCAGGGCGUAUUGAUUCCUCGUUAGACAUCCCUGUCACAAGCUAUAUGCCAAAAUCUGAGAUUAUUGAAUCAUCUCUGAAGAAAGAAGACAGUAAAGAAUCUAAUCCAAUAAAUGAUACUAUAAUUAUUACUGAAAAAAGUGAUAAAUAUAAUGAAUCAGAAACAGCUAAGUACAGCAAAGAUACCAUACCUGAUGUUGCCAUCAAGGAAGAGGAAAGCGAAGCUACAGAAGAAGAGCAACUUGCUAUUCAAGAAAAAUUUGAAGAUGAUAAAAGAGAAGUCGUAUUAUUAGAAGAUAAGGUCCACAGUAUUAAUAAGGAGAUCAAACCUCUCGAUGGAGCUGAUGAAAGUAUUCAAACAGAAAGCCCAAUAACAGAUGAUACAUCGAAUGGAGCGGUUGACGAAACAGAAACAUCUCAUGGCGUGAAUGAUAUCUUUAUUCAAUUAGAAGAAUCGCCAUUGCCCUUCUGUUUUGGUGAAAAUGUUAUUGAAUCUUACCCUGGUCCUCUAGAUUCAUUUAAGAAAUCAAAAACUCAAUUAUCUUCAUGGCUGAGUGUCGUUCUAGAAAAUUUAACGACAACUUCAACUUUCUCAGUUUUAAUAUCACUCUUUAAAAUUUGGAUUGACUCGUCUAAUGUAGUGCAAGAUAUAAUUCAUAUUUUAAGUGAUGAGAAUAAACUACAGGAAGCGUUUGAUAACAUUGAACAUAAGAAAACUAUUAGUGAAAGUAAAAGAGAUUCAAGAAUUCUAGAUACCAACGGUAAAGAUAAAAUUUUGAAACUACUUCUUCUAGGCAAAAAGAAUGAAGCAUUGGAAUUUUCAAUGGAAAAUUCCGAUUUUACAAUGGCGUUAUUGAUUGCUAAUACUAUUGAUGAGGCCUCAAGACAUUCAGUAAUUAUGUCAUAUUUUGAAAAUAAAAUUAAUCCAGUCAAUACUGAGAAAAAGUCUAUUAACAUGUUAUUGCUGGCCCUCUUCCAAGUAUAUUCGGGAGAUGGGACACAUUUAUUGAAUAUAGCCAAAGAAAACCCUGAAACUAAAGAUUGGUAUGUCAAGAACUGGAACAGUAUUGUUUUGAUAUUAUUGAAAAAUUGUGAUAUGAAUGCUGGCAACAUCUCUUCAAAACCUAACUCUCACCAAAAAGUCACUAGCUUUUUAGUCGGAUUUUCAAAUUUCCUAAGAAAUACUGGAAAUAUACUUCCUUCAUUCAUUGUAUGUUUGAUUUCUGAUAUGUUAAACUCUGGUAGUGAAAAUGGCAUAGAAGUUGAUAUGUUAGAUUCUGUUUUUGGAAAGCAUACAGUAUCAUCGUCUAUAAUUUCAGAAAUAUACUCUCUCAUCAAAAUAUCAAAGAACCAAAAUUCAGAUGAAUUCCUACUUUAUUCCUCGAGUUUGGAGUGUGCCCGCUUGUUUUUCGAUAUUGGGUAUCACUCGAAGGCUUUGGAAUAUGUCAAUUAUUUUGUUUCAAUUAAAGAUAGACUAAUUGCCAAUGAAAUAUUUGUGGACACGAGUUUGGAACAACUGAAAGUUAUCUCUGAACUAGUCAAUCCAGGACAUUCUGACGAAUGGCAAUUAAAGAUUGAUAAGGUUGAGGUUCAUGAUAAAGACAGUAUUCCAAAUAUUGAUAGUACGGUAAAAACCUCUAUAAUCAAAGAAGAUAAAACUAGUGACAAUUUUGUCACUAAAAAAUCUCUAACUUCUAUAGCGGAAGAGCCUAACAAAUCAACUAUUGAUUAUCAGUUUAGCAAAACUACUGAUAUCGAUGUGGUCGAUCCGUCACUUGAAGGUGUUGACGUAAUCGACGUUCCAGAUGAAUUCGUCGUCAAAGAUUUGUCCUUCACUACUACAGCUAUUGACCUUAAACCUGUGGAAAACCAAGAUUUGGAUAGUUCAAGAGAAGUGGAAUCUUCGUAUAAUGAGGAUAUUACUGUUCUUCAUAGAGAUAUUCGGACUUUGGCCAAUUCUGAACUAAAUGCUCAAAGUUCAAAUGAUAUACUAUCAGAAUUGGAUUCUCCAUAUUCUCCUUACGCCCCUGUUCAAUCUGGUAGAAAGACAAUUGCAAAUAAGAAGUUAAAUUAUAUGCCUUAUAUGCCUACCAAUACGAUAAUUGAAUCGAGUAGACAUUCUUCAGGAAUGCUAGAGAACGAACCAUAUUCAUCAUCCGGUUUGUCUGUUUAUUCAGAUAGUACGAUUGCUGCCACCUUACAGGAUGAUAUUACAAAGAAUGAGUUAGGUGAGAUUGAUGCAAUGGCGACAGAUCAAAAAGUCAAUUCCUCAAAGAGCACUGGCAACAACGGCUUUCAAUCAAUGGAUGAAAUACCGGAAUCUAUGAAAAAGAGAAUAAGUUCUAUGAGAGAUUCAGCCACUGCCACUGGGAAGUUAUUUGAUCCAGUAAUUAAAAUUUCAUCAUGGAAUAGUAAUGGGCCAAAAAAGUUACAAUCCAAUGAGCUUGAUUCCAACAAUUAUGAUGAUAUUGUAGAGGAUGAGUCUGAAGAUGAAGAGGAGCGGGAACUUCAAGAAAGAAAAAGAAUGGAAGAGGAAAUGGUAAGGAAGAAAGAAGAGCAAGAAAUGAAAAAGAGAGAGGAGGAAGCCAAGAAGGAAAAAGAACUGGAAAGGGAAAGAGAAAAGAAAUCUAAGGAGAAGCAAGAUAAAGAGCAGUCAAAGCAAGGCGGUUGGUUCAAAUGGUUGAAGAAAGAUCCAAAUGAAAAGAAACCAAUCAAAGCAAAAUUAGGUCAUAAGACAACCUUUUACUAUGAUGAAAACUUGAAACGUUGGGUGAAUAAAAAUGCUACUGAAGAAGAAAACCAGAGACUUGAUACACCACCUCCUCCUCCUCCAAUUGUUAAGCGUAAAAUUGUUGAACCUGAACCUCCAUUAAAUGUUCAUAUGUCACCAUCAUCAUCUGUUAGAAGUCAGAUGUCAAUUCCAGCUGGUGGUAUUCUUGAAACUCUAUCUCCUGUUCCUCAAAAAAUUAAUGUAAGUAGUGGAAUUCCAUCAGGUCCUGCCAGUCCAGUUGCAGGAACUGUCCUACCACCAAACGUGACGUUAUCUGGAAAGAAGGCAAGUGGAUUAGAUGAUUUAUUAUCAUUAUCACAGAACCCUCCUGCUGGUGGUGCUAAGAAGAAGAAAAGGGGUGGAAGAGGGUAUGUUAACGUUAUGGACACUAAUAUUUAA
Vanderwaltozyma polyspora DSM 70294 is the source of this 5991-nucleotide messenger RNA. RefSeq lists its product as uncharacterized. Gene Ontology annotation, cellular component: endoplasmic reticulum exit site; ER to Golgi transport vesicle membrane. Bases 1 to 5991 code for a protein of 1996 amino acids. The record is from RefSeq and is a predicted model, not a curated record. The transcript has a single exon. Gene Ontology annotation, biological process: autophagy; COPII vesicle coat assembly; Golgi organization. NCBI's taxonomy places the organism in Eukaryota, Fungi, Ascomycota, Saccharomycetes, Saccharomycetales, Saccharomycetaceae.